UCGGAAAGCCCGAAAAUACUCAAUCUCCUGAGGGGCAUUUCCGUCAUCAAAUUGUUCAAGACAAUUAAAAUCCCCUCUUUCAUAAUUUCUCUCUCUCUCUCCCACCCCCUUCUUCUUGUGUCGUGUCUGACGGGUUUCACUUGCAUAGCUAGCAAAGCUAAAGAGUUUGCAAGAUGGGGAGCAUGGAUAGCUUUUGGCAGCUGGGGGAUUAUCUUCGAGGACAAUCAAAAGCCUCAGAGGAUAACCAUUGGCUGAUGGUUGCCUCUAAAUUGGCUGAGCAGACGAGGACAAAGGGUGAACGCCUGAGCAAUCUUGAUCUUUCGAAGGGUCCAGCUGAAAUAAGGACAAGGGAUAAAUUUGGUUUCCGGGAAGACAACAAAUUCGAGAACCUUAACUUCAAUAUGUUAAACUUGGACUCCAAGAUUGGAGAUAAUGUAAGCAAAAGCUCAUUCCGAAAUGGUACCUACAAUAUAAAUGCUGUUUACCAGAAAAAUAAUAGCAAUAGCCUGGGAAACCUGGCUGGCAACAAAUAUAGCGGCAAUAAUCAUAGCAGCAAAUAUGUCAAUAAUAACAGCAGCACCAGCAAUAACAACAGCAACGAGAACAGUGCAAACAAUGCUGUUGACAAACGGUUCAAGACAUUGCCUGCAGCUGAGACACUCCCGAGAAAUGAGGUGCUUGGAGGAUACAUUUUUGUUUGUAACAAUGAUACAAUGCAGGAAGAUCUAAAGCGGCAGCUAUUUGGUUUACCACCAAGAUAUAGGGACUCUGUUCGGGCAAUUACACCUGGCUUACCUCUAUUUCUCUAUAACUAUACUACUCAUCAGUUGCAUGGUAUUUUUGAGGCAGCAACUUUUGGGGGUUCUAACAUCGAUCCAACUGCUUGGGAAGACAAAAAAUGCAAAGGCGAGUCAAGGUUUCCUGCUCAGGUGAGAAUCUGUAUUAGGAAACUCUGCAAGGCAUUGGAAGAGGAUGCGUUUAGGCCAGUCUUGCACCACUAUGAUGGCCCCAAGUUUCGUCUCGAGCUCUCAGUUCCUGAGACGUUGGAUCUAUUAGACCUUUGUGAACAAGCAGGUUCUCCAUAAGCCAAAAGUUAUCUGAGUGCAAAUGUGCUAGGGUUAAGGGCUUAAGGCUGCCUGCUUUUCGCAGAUUUUCCAUAGAGCGCAAGCUGUGGGUUAAAGACCAGUUGGUGAAUCAACUCAGGAAAAGUGGGAAAUGGCGUUAGCCACCUGAAUAAAAUUGCGUUUGUGUCUUGUGAAAGAUACUUUUUUAAACUUUUGCAUUAUAUUUUUAUGUAUUAAAAAUCCUAUAUAGAUAGAAUUGCAAAAUGUGAAAGAGAAUGACUACUAUGUGUAAUGUUUAAAGUCCUCAAGAAAUGAAGGCCUUGAAUUUGAUGUC
Molecule: messenger RNA, 1398 nt
Organism: Gossypium raimondii (Peruvian cotton)
Lineage: Eukaryota; Viridiplantae; Streptophyta; Magnoliopsida; Malvales; Malvaceae
Product: B2 protein
Exons: 6
Coding region: 174-1085 (303 amino acids)
Biological process (GO): response to endoplasmic reticulum stress
Source: RefSeq, a predicted model, not a curated record